CCAGUGGAAACUCCAGUCUUGUGGUUACAACUUGCAAGCCAGCAUAGAAAAGACCAAAUAUGUGUGACGACGACGAGACCACUGCCUUAGUGUGCGACAAUGGCUCUGGCCUGGUCAAGGCUGGGUUUGCCGGUGAUGACGCUCCCCGUGCUGUCUUUCCAUCAAUUGUUGGACGUCCCCGUCACCAGGGUGUGAUGGUGGGUAUGGGUCAGAAAGACAGCUAUGUGGGAGACGAGGCCCAGAGCAAGAGAGGUAUCUUGACUCUGAAGUACCCCAUUGAGCACGGCAUCAUCACCAACUGGGACGACAUGGAGAAGAUCUGGCACCACACAUUUUACAAUGAGCUCCGUGUGGCCCCAGAGGAACACCCUACCCUGCUGACUGAGGCCCCCCUCAACCCAAAGGCCAACAGGGAGAAGAUGACCCAGAUCAUGUUUGAGACCUUCAACGUCCCUGCCAUGUAUGUGGCCAUUCAGGCUGUGCUGUCCCUGUACGCCUCCGGUCGUACCACUGGUAUUGUGCUGGACUCUGGUGAUGGUGUGACCCACAAUGUGCCUAUCUAUGAGGGUUAUGCUCUGCCCCAUGCCAUCAUGCGUCUGGAUCUGGCUGGUCGCGACCUGACAGACUACCUGAUGAAGAUCCUGACUGAGCGUGGCUACUCCUUCGUCACCACUGCUGAGCGUGAGAUUGUGCGCGACAUCAAGGAGAAGUUGUGCUACGUGGCUCUGGACUUUGAGAAUGAAAUGGCCACUGCCGCCUCAUCCUCCUCCCUGGAGAAGAGCUAUGAGCUGCCCGACGGUCAAGUCAUCACCAUUGGCAAUGAGCGUUUCCGCUGCCCCGAGACCUUGUUCCAGCCUUCCUUUAUCGGUAUGGAGUCUGCUGGUAUCCAUGAGACCGCAUACAACAGCAUCAUGAAAUGCGACAUCGAUAUCCGUAAGGACCUGUACGCCAACAAUGUGCUGUCUGGUGGUACCACAAUGUACCCUGGUAUUGCUGAUCGUAUGCAGAAGGAGAUCACUGCUCUGGCCCCCAGCACCAUGAAGAUCAAGAUCAUUGCUCCCCCUGAGAGGAAAUACUCCGUCUGGAUCGGUGGCUCCAUCCUGGCCUCUCUGUCCACCUUCCAGCAGAUGUGGAUCAGCAAGCAGGAGUACGAUGAGGCUGGCCCCUCCAUCGUCCACAGGAAGUGCUUCUAAUUCUCCAACCAGCUCCACAAACUGUCACACCAAUCACACCAGCCUUUCUUCUGUAUCUAUAUUUCUACUGUGCCUUUUGCUGUAUAUACAUGUAUUGUUUUAAUAAAAAUAGAUGCUUUUAACAAUAA
This is a messenger RNA of Acanthochromis polyacanthus (spiny chromis), 1321 nucleotides long. It is a transcript of the gene actc1a, whose product is annotated as actin alpha cardiac muscle 1a. Bases 60 to 1193 code for a protein of 377 amino acids. The record is from RefSeq and is a predicted model, not a curated record. The transcript has 8 exons. Lineage: Eukaryota; Metazoa; Chordata; Actinopteri; Pomacentridae.